AUGAUUUUGUUUUUGCAGAUGUUCUCAAAUAGCGAUGAAGCUGUAAUCAAUAAAAAACUUCCCAAAGAACUCUUAUUACGGAUAUUUUCUUUUCUGGAUGUCGUUACCUUGUGUCGCUGUGCUCAGGUCUCCAGGGCCUGGAAUGUUCUGGCUCUGGAUGGCAGUAACUGGCAGCGAAUUGACCUGUUUGAUUUCCAGAGGGAUAUUGAGGGCCGGGUAGUGGAGAAUAUUUCAAAACGAUGUGGGGGUUUUUUACGAAAGUUAAUCUGUGGGUGUCUUGGAGUAGGAGACAAUGCAUUAAGGACUUUUGCACAAAAUUGUAGGAAUAUUGAAGUACUGAAUCUAAAUGGGUGUACAAAGACUACAGAUGCGUAA
Messenger RNA from Carlito syrichta (Philippine tarsier), 375 nucleotides. RefSeq names its product F-box/LRR-repeat protein 20. The transcript has 5 exons. NCBI's taxonomy places the organism in Eukaryota, Metazoa, Chordata, Mammalia, Primates, Tarsiidae. Gene Ontology annotation, molecular function: protein binding. The record is from RefSeq and is a predicted model, not a curated record. The coding region runs from base 1 to 375 and encodes 124 amino acids.